This is a messenger RNA of Porites evermanni, 1895 nucleotides long. The record is from the annotation of a GenBank genome assembly. Lineage: Eukaryota; Metazoa; Cnidaria; Anthozoa; Scleractinia; Poritidae.
AUGUACCCGCAAACCGAAACGGUCAAACGCUUUCACGCCAAACCUCAAUGGCAACAGAUACUUGCUCUUAGUACUUUUCUGGGUAAGUAAUUAUGAGAAGUCUAAAUCAACAAACAGUUUUAGUUGACGUACAAUCUCAGCAUAGUACUUUACAGUUCUCUACCGCAAAUGGUAUACGUAGAGUUUUUGCACUGAAAGUUCUCUAGUCUGUUGUACUUCGCUUUUAAGACACAAAUUCAAAUGAAUUUUUAAUGACUUCAGACAAGUGACUGGUACUUUCUGGUUGUAUUUGACUCCCUCGUUAUCUAGAACAAGAAUCUGAUUUGUAUGCAAACUUUUCGUUUUACUCAGCGUUGUUUAUACAUGUAACUAUUGAAACAAAAACUGCAAACGAUAUCCAGAGCAACGGGGACGACAUAAGGCGAAUCCUGAGCUCCGAUUGGCUCACCCGAGCGGGUAACGCUUAACCAGUCUUACCCGCUCGGGAUUAUUCGCUUUGUCGGGCUAGAGGAGAUUAUCUUUGGCCAAAUAAGACUGAAAACCUUUAUUGAUAAGGAAAGUUUCAUCAUCCUGUCUUGACCAAGCUUGCUCAGCUCGUUCAAGAUCGAUGGCUGCAUAUCGGCUUUCCUAGUCUUUGUUGCGUAGUUAUGGACCUUGACUUCGUCUCGGUCCAUAAAAGCACAAAGAAAGAACCAUGGCCAAUAUUCUGUCAUCUUGUCCACACGCUUGUUCAAUAAUACGCUUGCUUCCUGAUACGUACCUAUAUGUUGUUAAUUUCCGCUUUGGUUAGGUUUUACCCUUGCGGUGUGGUAUAACUUAUGGAACAGGGAUACUCGCAUCCCGCUCGAUGGAAUCGUGUCUUCUUCGCUUGUUCAUGAACAGAAAGGGGACGGUAAGUAGACAGUCUUUUUAGCAUUUUUGACCCAUCCCUGGAGAGUAAAAUAUAGUCCAAGAUGCGAGAGAACGCAUAGAAUGUACUUUCGGGUAAAACAGUCAUAACUCUCCACCUUUUGUUUGGUCUAAACAGUCAUUUAUUCACAGCUAGAAACUCGAGAUAACCGUACUCAAACUAGAAUUUAAUUUGUAUCUGCGUGGCCUACUUCAAGCUCAAAAACAAAAUAUCGGCCCCAAAUUAGAUGAGAAUGUAAGUCUAGCUUUCUCACACACACACACACACGUACAUUUCAGUGUUUACUUUUCGGCUGUCUUGAGGGAUGUUCUAACCUGUGAGAUAGGCGCAUGGUAAGGUAAGAAAUAUAGGACAAGAGAUGAGCGACGUGUCGGUGUGAGCGAGGAACACGGCCGCCAGGAGAGAGAGAAGACAUUCCCCACUCCCCGUUCGCGUCCCCCCUACUUCACGACUAGCGCUUCUGUUGUUAGUUGCGCCCUUAGCUUUUAAAAACUCUCAAGCGCCUGCUACGUAGGCUCGACAAGCCUUAUGUAGUAGGAAAGGUAUUGUAUUCAGAGGCACAGAAUACUGUCCACCUACCCCUCCCCUAAACCAACAUUUUACCCUAAGCGAGAAGUACGUGUUAUAGUGGGCUUAGGGGAGGGGUAGGUGGGCAGUUUCCCAGAAAGGUAUAGUGAUCCGAAUUUCUUAUCUCUCCUCAGGAAUAUACAUGACAUUAAAACUGAAAUGCUACUACUGUGAUUCCGAAAACUUUGGUGCUGCUUGGGAGUCUCUUAUCAAGGACUUUGCUUGCCAAGACAGUAUCUAUUCAACUUGCUUUGCAAACCAGACCCUCCCCGGCCGACAAACCACAGAGGUCAUAGAUCUUAUAAAAAGCUGUAGGAAGGGAUGCGCAUGCUCAGACGAUGACGGCUGGUGCUUAACAUCGGAUUGCGGGCAGCAGUUAAAGUGUUGCUGGGGAAACGCAUAUUGUGAAGAGGACUAG